This is a messenger RNA of Drosophila sulfurigaster albostrigata, 2359 nucleotides long. It is a transcript of the gene Marcal1, whose product is annotated as SWI/SNF-related matrix-associated actin-dependent regulator of chromatin subfamily A-like protein 1. Gene Ontology annotation, cellular component: nuclear replication fork. Gene Ontology annotation, biological process: DNA repair; replication fork processing. The transcript has 7 exons. NCBI's taxonomy places the organism in Eukaryota, Metazoa, Arthropoda, Insecta, Diptera, Drosophilidae. Gene Ontology annotation, molecular function: ATP binding; ATP-dependent chromatin remodeler activity. The record is from RefSeq and is a predicted model, not a curated record. The coding region runs from base 114 to 2297 and encodes 727 amino acids.
CGAUAAGCGAUUGCCGAUAAUCCUCACGCAUUUGCGCUCUUUUGCAGUUCAAUAUUCAGUUAUCUAGGAAGUAAAAUAAAUUUGACAUUAUUUAACAAUUGACGGCCCACAAAAUGUCGGUUUGCAGUUCUGCCGAAAUUGCCGAAAAGAGACGUCUUGCCAUAGCUAAAUUGCAGGCCAAAAAGGCGGCGUCUUCCACUACAAAUGCCAACGAACAGUUGAGCGCCAAGUCAGCAGCAAAGUUUUACAAUUCCCCGCCACAAAGUAACAACAAUAAACCAGCAACAAGUGGAAGUUUAAACACCAACAAGAGUUCAGCUUUUCUGAAUGCUCUUAAGGCUAUCAAAACCACCAGCAAUCGAGAACUAAGCCGUGCUUCAGCGCAUCCCUAUCAGCGUCCCAAUGGAGGACCAAGUAGACCCAGUUUAAGCCUCAGUCCAGAGAAGAAGGACCCAAGUGGCAGCAACCUGGCGCCAGUUUUCAUUAAAGCUGUGACCUGUCGUAUCUAUUUGAUCAGUGCCCACAGAUUUGCGGUAGAACCUUCCGCCUACCACGAGAAACUCAUUCAAGUCUUUAAGAUGAUGCCCACCAAAUCGUAUGAUAGUCACACACGCAUCUGGGACUUCGAUCUAAAAGAUUAUCAAGCGCUGCAGCAACACGUGGGCGACAUGAAACCGCAUGUGGUGAUCGGCAGCAUACCAAAGAAAGUCAUGGACCUGUGUCAACAAACGCCAAAGCCACUCGAACGGAGCGUUCUGGCUUCUAUUGCACCCACGCUGGCCGAAAAACUGAUGCCGUUUCAGGAGGAGGGCGUCUGCUUUGCCAUUGCUCAGCAGGGUCGAGUUAUGAUCUGUGAUGAAAUGGGCUUGGGCAAAACAUAUCAAGCUUUGGCCGUGGCUGAUUACUUCAAGGACGAUUGGCCUCUGUUGAUAUGCACCACGGCCAGCACACGUGAUGCCUGGGCUCGUCACAUUGCCGAGUUGUUGCCUGCGGUGCCGUUGCACUAUGUCCAGGUGCUGGCCAAUAAUCAAACGUAUGUGGGCGAGGCUCAGGUGUUGAUUGCCAGCUACAACAUGAUGGAGCGUCACAUGGAUAAGUUGUCGCAGCGCAAGUUUGGCAUUGUCAUCUACGAUGAAUCGCACACACUGAAGAACAGCAAAGCCAAGUGCACCACGGUGGCCAAGCGAUUAGCGGAGACAGCCAAAAGAGUUAUCUUAUUGUCUGGCACGCCAGCUCUAUCGCGUCCUCUUGAAUUGUUCACGCAGCUGCAGCUGGUGGACAGUCGCUUCAUGAACUUUAUUGAAUUUACCACGCGCUAUUGCGAUGGCAAGCAAACCAACUUUGGCUGGGAUGCGAAUGGUCAAUCAAAUUUACAUGAACUCAAGAUCAUUUUACUGCUCAAAUAUAUGUUGCGUCGCACCAAGGCGGAGGUAUUGCCGCAGCUGGCUGAGAAGAAUCGUGAGACAGUUGUGCUUGAUCCGGCGCUGGUCUGGACAGAUGAGAAUGCCCAGACGACUUGCAAAGAUCUCAAUUCAGAGCUGAAGUCUGCCAAAGGCAGAUCUCGCGAGGAAGUCUUGCUGCGUUUCUAUGCGCGCACAGCAGAAGUCAAAACACGCGCUGUGUGCGCCUAUUUGAAGACAUUGAUUAAGGAGAAAGUAAAGUUUAUAAUCUUUGCGCAUCAUCGUGUGAUGCUGGAUGCUAUAAGUGAUUGUUUAACUGGUCUUAAGGUCAACUAUAUACGCAUCGAUGGACAAACGCGCAGCGAUCUGCGAGCUGAUUAUGUAGACAAAUUUCAAAAGCAAAGCAACUGCAAGGUAGCGGUGCUUUCCCUAAAGGCGUGCAACUCCGGCAUCACUUUGACGGCUGCCGAGAUGAUUGUGUUCGCCGAGCUAGACUGGAAUCCAAGCACUUUGGCGCAGGCGGAGAGUCGAGCUCAUCGCAUAGGCCAAACUAAGCCGGUGGUGUGUCGCUAUUUAAUGGCAACGCAAACAGCAGACGACACCAUCUGGAACAUGCUAAAGAACAAGCAAGAGGUGCUCAGCAAAGUGGGCAUCUUUGCGGAGAAUUUGCAGAAGGCAACGCACACAACAGCGCCCACGAUUUCUCACAAGAUGGAAGAGUUUUUCUCGCCUGCUAAAUCUGAAGCAGCUUCACCGGCAGCUGGAACUUUAAAGCAAUACUUUGCGCCAGCGACAGCAGCAAAAACCGAGUCAAACAACAACGUGGAUUCUGCACAGGAUAUUGCCGCAUUUUUCGAUGAAGACGAUGAUGAUGCUUUCAAGGAUUUAGUGUGUUGAUUGUUAAUUUCUACCUAUGUAAUUAUACUAAUAAAUUAUGCUGUUUGUAAAUGAAUAUAAAA